This is a messenger RNA of Podarcis muralis (Common wall lizard), 5056 nucleotides long. RefSeq names its product Rho/Rac guanine nucleotide exchange factor 2 (gene ARHGEF2). The record is from RefSeq and is a predicted model, not a curated record. Gene Ontology annotation, biological process: positive regulation of neuron differentiation; cell morphogenesis; actin filament organization. Gene Ontology annotation, cellular component: ruffle membrane; cytoskeleton. Gene Ontology annotation, molecular function: guanyl-nucleotide exchange factor activity; microtubule binding. NCBI's taxonomy places the organism in Eukaryota, Metazoa, Chordata, Lepidosauria, Squamata, Lacertidae.
GGCUGGAGCAGAGAAGAGGAAGAAAGGGAAAAGGCUGGGAAGCAGCCCUCAAGCCGGGAGGUGCAAAAGGUGGCUUUUGGUUCUGCCCAGGGACACCUGAUAUCCUGGUUAAUUUCACCCUUGUCCACCCCCCUGAAACUCCAGCGCAGAAGCAACACUGGGGGGAAACUGAGGAAUUGAGCUGAUGGGAGACUGGCUUUCUCCCUCUUCUGCAAAAGAACCAGGGCCAGGAUUGUGGAGGAAGUGGAGAAACGAAGACGUGGAUUUUGAGAAGAGGGACUGAGACGCUUUCUGCCCAUCUUCCUUCCUCCUUUAAGCUUCCUUACAGCCAAGAGAACCUGAAAUAAUAGUACCAAGAGGUUCUCUCCUCGAGAAGAUGUCUUCCCUCCUGGCCGCCAUGGUCCUCCUCCUCCAUAGCUGAACCGUGGGGCUCCCUGACCUUCUGGAGGAUUUAGUGCUGAUGGUGCAGAAGAUAACGGGAUAAAAAAGGACAGUUCCCACCGGCUGACUGUGGAAACAGGAAAGAAGCUGAGAUCAUCCUGUUUCCUUUUCUACCCUGAGCCAUCCUAGGGGCAGCUGCAAUCCUGCCCACAACUUAUCCUAGUACUCUGUGGAAGGCACUGGCGGGGAGAGCAGCACAGCAGCCCCCCUUUUCAUUCCGCAAAGCCUUUCUGCCUUUUGGAUCCACGAGCUCCUUGGGGAAUGAGCAGUUCUGCCUCCGAACUGGUCCUGAGCCCCUGUGAAUGCACCCCUUGCCCUUCACGGGUCCAGAAGCGCCGCUGCUUGUCAGCUGUGGAGCCUCCCGCAGGAGGCUGGGAGGAGAUGGAAGAGGAAGAAGAGGAGGAGGAAGGUCGAUUCCUGGGUGUUAACAUGCGCAGGUUGGGCAUCCUUGGGAGUUCUGGUCAUGCCUACGACUCCUUCCGGAGACACAGCUGGGAGCCAGGGAAAGUGCUUGAGGAUGACCCGGAUUUUGAUCAGCGAAGCAUGAGUAUGAAAGGACUAGCCCACGAGGAAGUUGACUCCUCCACUGAGCAACUGGACGGACAUCCUCAGAGCCAAAGGGAUCCCCGCCGAGCUCCUAUCAUCCGUAGCAACGAUGAGACGGAGUCCAUGCUCUUUCAGGAUGAAGAGGAGGAUGACCAGGAAUUCUCUCAGGAACAUGCCAAGAGGAUGCAAGCAUAUCAUGCAUCCCAGAACUCCAAUUGCAGCUCUCUGUCCAAAUCUGUUUCCAUGAGUGGCAUCGACAGCUACCCGGCAGAAGCAGAUGGGAUCUCCCUUUAUGGUGACACUGUGAGCCUGUCCAAUGGCUUCGGCGCUGGGAGCUGCGGGCGGCUGGACGCCACCACGGUGGAGGCCGAAGACCAGGUGCACCCGCAGAGGGAGGGGACCACCCUGGGGCGGACCCUCAGCUUCUUAAAGAAGAUGACUGGGAAGUCAAAGAACAAAGAGAAAGAAAGGAUGAAGGAGAGCAAAGAUGCCCGCUACACCAACGGGCACCUCUUCACCUCCAUCACCGUCUCAGGCAUGACCAUGUGCUAUGCCUGCAACAAGAGCAUCACUGCCAAGGAGGCACUGAUUUGUCCCACCUGCAAUGUCACCAUUCACAACCGCUGCAAAGAUACCUUGCCCAACUGCACUAAAGUCAAGCAGAAGCAGCAAAAGGCAGCCUUGCUGAAGAACAAUUCAGCCCUGCAGACGGUGUCCCUGAGGAACAAAACCACCACCAGGGAGCGCCCCAAUUCUGCCAUCUACCCCUCUGAGAGCUUCCGCCAGACCCUGCUGGGCUCUCGCCGGGGUCGCCCCACCUUGUCUCUUUCCAAAAGCGUCUCCACCACUAACAUUGCAGGGAAUUUCAACGAUGAAUCUCCUCUUGGCCUCCGGAGGAUCCUGUCCCAGUCCACUGACUCCUUGAACAUGCGCAACCGGACCCUCUCAGUCGAGUCCCUCAUCGAUGAAGGAGCCGAAGUCAUAUACAACCAGCUGAUGAGCGACUUUGAGACUGGCGAGAAGGAUUUUGAGGCUGAUUCUUGGAGCCUGGCAGUUGACAAUAACUUCUUGCAGCAGCACAAAAAGGAAGUCAUGAAGCGCCAAGAUGUCAUCUACGAGUUGAUCCAGACAGAGCUCCACCACGUGCAAACGCUGAAGAUCAUGACCAACCUCUUCCGCAAGGGCAUGCUGGAGGACCUCCAGAUGGACGUGGCCCUGGUGCAGAGCAUGUUCCCCUGCGUGGACGAGCUCAGCGACAUCCACGACCGCUUCCUCGUCCAGCUCCUGGAGCGCCGCAAGGAGUCCCUGGCCGCCGACAGCAACAAGAACUUCGUCAUCAACCGGCUGGGGGACAUCCUCAUCCAACAGUUUUCAGGCAGCAGCGGCGAACAGAUGAAGAAGGCCUACUCUGAAUUCUGCAGCCGCCACACUAAGGCCGUGAAGCUUUACAAGGAGCUCUUUGCACGGGACAAGCGGUUCCAGCAGUUCAUCCGGAGGCUGACACGGUCGACGGUGCUGAGGCGGCAUGGGGUUCAAGAGUGCAUCCUUCUGGUGACCCAGCGCAUCACCAAGUACCCCGGGCUCAUCGACCGGAUCCUGCAGAACUCCAAAGGGAACGAAGCGGACCAGCGGGACCUGAGCACCGCCCUGACUCUGAUCAAGGAACUAAUUUCCACAAUCGACCAGGAAGUGCACGACUAUGAGAAGAACGCGCGGCUGCAGGAGAUUUACGGGCGGGUAGAUGGGCGCGCCAAGGCUGACCUGCCCUGGGAGCACGGCCCCUUCUGCAAAGAGGAGAUGCUGCGGCGCAAGCUGGUGCACGAUGGCUGCAUGCUCUGGAAGACGGCCACUGGGCGCUUCAAAGACGUCCUGGUAGUUUUGAUGACAGAUGUUCUCAUCUUCCUUCAGGAGAAGGAUCAGAAGUACACCUUCCCCACCCUGGACAAGCCUUCUGUCAUCUCCCUCCAAAGACUGAUUGUGCGAGACAUUGCCAACCAGGAGAAGGGCAUGUUUCUCCUCAGCAACACCCCGCCAGAGAUGUACGAGGUGCACACCGCCUCUCGCGAAGAGCGCAACACCUGGAUGAGGCACAUCCAGCAAGCGGUCCAGCUGUGCCCCGACCGGGCCGAUUUCCCACUCAUUGAGACAGAGAAUGAGGCCUCUCUGCGGAAGAUGAAAGAUAAGAUACUUCAGUGCGACCGGGAAAUCUCCGAACUCCUGGAGGAUAAAGUGAGGCUCUUCGCAGACAUCCUGGCCCUUCAGAGCUGCAGCGAGGACGGGCCCCUGAGCUGCGUGAACCCUCGCACCCUCUUCCGCACCGAGUCAUCCGACACCCCCCAGGGCGAGAAGCUGAUCCAGGAGGCUGUCAAAGAAGUGGAACUUCUCAAAGAUCUCUUCGUGGGACCCGGCUGGGACCGAGACCAGAACCAUAGCCAGGCUCCCAACGGGUGCUCCAGCCCAAACCCCAACAAUUCCACAAAUGGCGAAACCGGAACCAUCAACGGUUCUCUCGAAUUCAUCAGGCUUGAGUCUGACUCAAAUCAACGGGAUGGGAACGGCAAUCAGCUACAACAGAAAGUACCACAGGAGGAAGUGCUGCAGCGACUCAGGACUCUGUACUCCCUUCUUCACAACCUGCAGGGUGUUGUGGCACAUCAGGACUCGCUCCUGGAGCUUCAGCUGCAGGAGGCCGGUGAGCGGCGGGAGAGGCUGAGCCGGGCCAACUCACGCAAGGAAGGCUCCUCCUCCGCCGACCGGCAGGCCACCGACCUCUCACUGCUGCAGAAGCAGCACACGCUGCUACAGGAGGAGCUGAGCCGCUGCCGGCAGCUCUGCCAGGAGAAAGUACAGGAGGUGGCUGCCUUGGAGGUCCGUCUGCAGGAGAGCGAGCAGGAGAGGGCCCGACAGGAGCAGGAGGUGGAAGAAGCGCGCAGGCAGAUGGUGGCUCUGCGGCAGCCCCUGGAGGCGGCCUGGGGGCGCAAGGGGGCAGAGCCUCGGAGGCGCAGCUUGCCCGCAGGCGACGCUCUGUACCAAAGCUUCACCCCACCUCCGCAGAGCCGAGGAGGCGACCUGCUCUCUCCUGGCAGCCACUCCUUCCACCAGACCUUCGUCGGUUGUCAGCGGGAUGACAUGGCUUACCACGGUGCGCCUGGUAGACUCCAGGAGGGUGACCAUGAUCUGGAGGUGCUCCCCGAGGAAGGAGGAGGGGUUGCCCACCCACAUUCUCCCCCUUCGAGCCCAAGAGAUUUCCAGAGGAUGCAGGACAUCCCGGAGGAGGCCGAGAACACCCAGGAACUGAAUGUCGGAGACGGCGGCUCCUCAGAGAGCUAGAUGGUGUGGCAGGGUGGGGUUACGUUGGGGUACCGCUGCCCCCAACCAAACUCCAGGUUUCCUCCAAUCAAAGCCAUGCCUGGAACUUCAGGGACUUGGAAAGGCCACACCAAGCUAACUUUGGAGUGGGCUGUGGGCGGGUAAGAGGGGAGGGGGUAGCGGGAAACCACGCCCUGAGAGUGGGGAGAGGUGCCGGGAACUGGGUCAGAGCUCCCCCCUGGGGACCACCGCUUGAUCUGUGGCCUUGAUCAUUCCUCAUUGAUGGGCGAUGGGGCAGGGGGAGGACCACCUUCUUAUUGCCCCACAGGGCGUCUUCUUCAAUUCAGAUUGCGGGGAGGGCGGGGGAUGACCUGGAGAGUUCGGGUGCCAUGAAUACCUGGGAUGUGGCUGAUUCCGAACCCCACCCCACCUCUGUUUAGUUGAACUUUAUUUAUUUUGGGAAUGGGUGGAGCCUGCCCUCCUCUCCUUACAAAGAAUAAGUUUUAAAUUAUUCUUUAUUUUAUUUUAUUUUAUUGCUUCUCCAUGGGUCUCUGUGCACAGGGCAAGAAGUAGUGUUUUCUGCUUUCCUGGCCAACCUCUGCAUCUUGAGAAGGGGAAGGAGGAAGGUCUGUCAACCCAAGACAGUCCAUAUGAGACCACAGAAUUCUUACACUGCAUGUGUCCCAGCACCAGGUUUGUGUGCCUGGUGUCCUUGGAGUUGUGGAUUUAACCCCUCAUCAGGGAUUCCCCCCCCCCGGUC